AUGUCCUACAAUCGUCUCGGCUCAGCGGGCAACGUCCACGACGACGACGACUACUACAACAACAACAGCAGCAUGGAUCCCCGGAGACCCCAGCGGACGCCGUCGCCUGGCAAUCCAUUCCACGGCUACCAGCUCGAGGACCGCCCCUAUGGCAGCUCUGGCGCGCCCUUGGAAAUACCCAUGGGGCCUGGCCCUGGUCCUGGAACGCCAGGUGACCGGUUGGAGGCGCAGCCUACGUAUUCGGUCGAGAACAUCACCAACACUUACGGCCACAACGAACAGUUCGAGGCCAGCCACCAGUACUCGCCAGGAGGCUACCACGAGCCUUAUGCCAUCGACCCGAACGCGCACCACGACGCCUACUACAACGAGCCAUACCAUCCGUCGCACUCGUCGCCGGGGGAGGAACACCAGCAGUAUUGGCAGGAUGAGGCGGACAACCGCCCCAUGCUCCAGCCGGACAAUGCUUACGGGCCCGAUCCCAUGAACCCCAUGAGCCCCAGCAAUGAUCCGGGAGAGUACUUCGAUGCGCCCAAGCCCACGCCGAGUCCUGCGCCGAUUAGGCGGUGGAAGACGGUUAAGGAGGUGCAGCUGUUCAACGGCAACCUCGUCCUCGACUGCCCCAUUCCCCCCCGACUCCUUAAUCAGGUUCCUCACGCUCAGCCGCCUGAGCGUGACGAGUUCACGCACAUGAGAUACUCGGCUGCCACUUGCGAUCCGGCCGAUUUCUACAGCGAUCGUUUUACCCUGCGCCAGCGAUUGUUCGCGAAGCCCCGCCACACGGAGCUUUUCAUUGCAGUCACCAUGUACAACGAGGAAGACGAGCUUUUCGCGCGGACCAUGACUGGUGUAAUCAAGAACAUUGAAUACAUGUGCUCGCGGACGAAUAGCAAGACCUGGGGCAAGGAUGCGUGGAAGAAGAUCGUAGUGUGUGUCGUCAGCGAUGGUCGUGGAAAGAUCAAUCCGAGAACAAGAGCUGUUUUGGCCGGUAUGGGUGUAUACCAGGACGGCAUUGCCAAGCAGCAGGUCAACGGCAAGGAGGUGACUGCACACGUGUACGAGUACACUUCUCAAAUGAGCAUGGAAAUCAAGAAGGGCGUCGUGAAUGUCAAGAAGGGAACUGUGCCCAUUCAGAUGCUCUUCUGUUUGAAGGAAAAGAACCAGAAGAAGAUCAACUCGCACAGAUGGUUCUUCCAGGCUUUCGGCGCCGUCCUCGACCCCAACAUUUGCGUCCUCAUUGACGCUGGAACGAAGCCCGGAAAGGACUCGAUUUAUCAGCUCUGGAAGGCCUUUGAUCUCGAGCCGAUGUGCGCUGGCGCUUGCGGUGAGAUCAAAGCCAUGUUGGUCCAUGGCAAGAAGCUGCUCAACCCGCUGGUCGCGACUCAGAACUUCGAGUACAAGAUGAGUAACAUCCUGGACAAGCCCCUAGAAUCGGCCUUCGGUUUCAUUUCGGUUCUUCCCGGUGCCUUCUCUGCAUACCGUUAUGUUGCGUUGCAGAACGACAAGACUGGUCAGGGUCCUCUGGAGAAGUACUUCGCUGGUGAGAAGAUGCACGGUGCCAACGCCGGUAUCUUCACCGCCAACAUGUACCUUGCCGAAGAUCGCAUCUUGUGCUUCGAGCUCGUGGCAAAACGCAACUGCCAUUGGAUCCUGCAAUAUGUCAAGUCGGCCACGGGCGAGACGGAUGUUCCGGUUGAGAUGGCCGACUUCAUUCUCCAACGUCGUCGCUGGCUCAACGGUAGUUUCUUCGCUGCCGUCUACGCCCUUGCACACUCGCAUCAAAUCUUCCGGAGCGACCACUCAUUCAUCCGCAAACUGAUGUUCCUGAUUGAGUUCGCGUACCAGUCCAUCAACAUGAUCUUCGCCUGGUUCGCUCUGGGUAACUUCUUCUUGGUCUUCCGCAUCCUCACGUCCUCCCUUGGCAACGACGAGUUCCUGGGCACGGUUGGCAGCAUUCUGGCAUCGGUCUUCGAGUGGGCAUACAUCGCCACAGUUGUUACCUGUUUCGUGCUGGCUCUUGGUAACCGACCCCAAGGUUCGAACAAGUUCUACAUGACGAUGGUGUAUUUCUGGGUGCUCAUCAUGGCAUAUUUGAUGUUUGCGUCCAUCUACAUCACCGUCAUCUCGGUCAAGCAGGAGCUGAAGGACGGCUUCUCGGUCUCGGACUUGUUCCAGAACACACUCUUCUUCACGCUCAUCGUUUCCAUGGCAUCGACGUACCUGUUGUACUUCGUUGCCAGCUUCUUGUUCCUGGAUCCGUGGCACAUGUUCACGUCGUUCAUUCAGUACCUUUUGCUGACGCCGACGUACAUCAACAUCCUGAACGUGUACGCGUUCUGUAACACGCACGAUAUCACGUGGGGUACGAAGGGUGACGUGAAGCCCGAGAAGCUGCCGUCGGUCACGACGAAGCCCGGUGGCAAGGUCGACGUGUCUGCGCCCACGGAUGAUGCGGAUCUGAACACGCAGUACGAGUCGGAGCUGCGUGUGUUUUCUACGAAGUAUGUGGAACCAAAGAAGGAUCCUUCGGCGGAAGACAAGCAAGAAGAUUACUACAAGGGCUUCCGUUCUUCGGUUGUGCUGUUCUGGAUGUUCUGCAACUUGGCGCUGUGCGCUGUGGUGCUUGUUGCUGCCGGUGUUGAUGUCUCGGUCGGAGACGACGAUGUGUCGGCAGCGAAGUCGCAGCGUGCUAAGAUCUACAUGAGUGUGGUCCUCUGGAGUGUGGCUGGUCUCAGUGCGUUCAGGUUCACUGGCGCUAUAUGGUUCCUGGUUGUUCGGAUGUUCCGCGGUGUCUGA
Molecule: messenger RNA, 2796 nt
Organism: Diplodia corticola
Lineage: Eukaryota; Fungi; Ascomycota; Dothideomycetes; Botryosphaeriales; Botryosphaeriaceae
Product: glycosyltransferase family 2 protein
Exons: 5
Coding region: 1-2796 (931 amino acids)
Cellular component (GO): cell septum; cell periphery
Molecular function (GO): chitin synthase activity
Source: RefSeq, a predicted model, not a curated record